AUGGCCAAGGGCAAUCGUGAUUUUAUUUAUGUGGAUUAUGAACGGAUCAUUGAUGUCCUGCAGCCCGGAAAUUUGAUAUAUAUAAAUGAUGGAGCCUUGGUAUUGGUGGUAAAAGAAUUGGGUGUGGAUUGUGUUCUUUGUCAAAUACGACGUGGAGGCAUGUUGGGUUCACGCAAGAAAAUAAAUUUACCCGGCAUCAAUGUGGACCUGCCAGCUGUAUCGGAAAAAGAUCAAAAUGAUUUGAAAUUUGCUGUGAAAAAUAAUUUCGAUAUGAUUUUUGCUUCAUCAACACGAAAUACAGAGGCCUUGCGGGAAAUUCGUUCAGUGUUGGGUACGAAGGGUAAAGAAUUGAAGUUAAUAGCAAAAAUCGAUUCUCAGCAGGGUCUAGAAAAUAUUAAUGAAAUUCUCUGCACCGCUGAUGGCAUACUUUUUGAUCGUGCUGAUUUGUCAAUAGAAAUUCCAGCAGCAAAAAUAUUUCUAGCUCAAAAAGCCAUUGCCGAACGUUGUAAUCGUUUGGGUAAGCCCUUUAUAAUUGCAUCCCAAUUGCUUACAUCAAUGUGUCAAAAAACGACACCCACACGCUCCGAAGUGGCCGAUUUAGGAAAUUCGAUAUUAGAUGGUGCCGAUUGUGUUAUGCUUUCUGCAGAAACAGCCAUAGGAAGAUAUCCUGUAGAAUCUGUUGCCACUAUGGAUGGUAUAAUUCGUGAAUUUGAAUUAAUUGCAUUUCAUGAUAAUCAAUUGCGGGAUAUCCCCUUGACAUUGGAUCCCGUUAAUACGCUUGCCAUAUCGGCCGUAAAUGCUGCCAAUAAAACUAUGGCUUCGGCAAUUAUUGUUUUAACAACUUCCGGCCGGUCGGCACAUUCAGUGGCAAAAUAUCAUCCCAAAUGUCCGAUAUUGGCCGUAACCAGAUGUUCCCGUGCAUUUCGUCAAUGUUUUCUUUAUCGUGGUAUUGUUCCAAUGCUUUAUACAGAUAAACUUGCUGACAAUUGGUUGGAGGCUAUAGAUGCCCGCAUACAAUUCGCCUUGAAUGUCGCCAAACUCAUGCAGAUUGUAAAAACGGGAGAUACAGUUCUAAUUGUAUCACCUUGGAAAGAUGGUGCUGGUUUUACAAAUAAUCUACGUUUAAUUUAUGCCUAUUUUGAACAGGAUGAUGUAGAUUGUGUGCUGCAGGAUGAACGGAAAUCAACAAAGAAAUUGAUUUAA
Molecule: messenger RNA, 1203 nt
Organism: Musca vetustissima
Lineage: Eukaryota; Metazoa; Arthropoda; Insecta; Diptera; Muscidae
Product: pyruvate kinase-like
Exons: 2
Coding region: 1-1203 (400 amino acids)
Biological process (GO): glycolytic process
Cellular component (GO): cytoplasm
Molecular function (GO): pyruvate kinase activity; magnesium ion binding; potassium ion binding
Source: RefSeq, a predicted model, not a curated record